GCGUCUGGCGCAUUUAGCAGGCGGACGUCGAGCUGUUGACACGGGUUUCUCACAGAAAGUAGCAGGACGCCAGCAAUGAUGCCUGAACAGGUUCCCGACCCCGUAAUGUCUGCUGCUUCAUUGCCUAGCCUGGUUCCUUUGGCUGGAGUUCCCACCUCCACACUGACGGAGCAGCUUCGACUAGCAGAGAUGUACAGUCUCCGUGGGGCCAUAUCUCCCAUCGAACUCCUACACGCUGGCAAAAGACCACUCAGCCUCCUGCAGAGCGAGAUGGCUGAUGAGGAUGAGAGGAGGAAGAGGAGGAGGGAAAAAAACAAAGUUGCAGCAGCACGCUGUCGGAACAAGAAAAAGGAGAGAACAGAUUUCCUUCAAAAAGAGUCAGAGCGUUUGGAGGUGCUGAAUGCUGAGCUGAAGUCUCAGAUCGAGGACCUGAAGCAGGAGCGUCAGCACCUCGUCCUGAUGCUCAACCUGCACCGUCCCACCUGCAUUGUGCGCACCGACAGCAUCCACCAGCCCCAUGACGAGCACCACUCACUUCUCCAGCAGCUCUCGGCUGAGUGAGAUGCUCGUAAGACCUCACGGAGACCCUGAGAAGAUGCCAGGAGUCAGGGAUGCUCUCAGGAUGACUAUCCACAGUUGGUGCUCGAAGAGUAACUCUUUUCUACCAAAGCUCAGACCGACUCCUCCCUCCUGUUCAAUCUGGGCCCAGAUGCUGACUGGGCUCAGUGACUAUUUCCUGGUUCUGUGGGUCUUUUCCCAACCCCCAAGACACUUCUUGUUUUGAGAAGCAGGAUGUUUGGAGAAGCGGCAUGUCACUGAAGUGUCAGGAAGUUGUUCUUAAUAUUAUGGAACUAAAUGGAGAUUUUGCGGACACGUGUUUGAUGUCGAACAUCCAAAGACUCCGUGCUAAUGGUCCUUUUGGUACAGUGCGGAUCAGUGGGAUAUUGUGGCAUCAGUGGGAUUAUAGUCACAACUCUUACUGCAAAAUCAGUUGGAUUCACUACACCUUCCACUCAAACAUGGGCAAGGCAUUUGUCUUGUCAAACAGCCACUGGCUCAGCAGUUAAAUUACUGGCCUAGUAGUCAGAAGGUUGCAGGUUCAAGCCCUAUUACUAUUGCAAUGUUCCCACUAUUGGGCCCCUGAGCAAUGCCCUUAACCCUCAAUUCCUCAGAUUGCACUUGGUCACAAUUGUAAGUCACUUUAGAUAUAAGCGUCUGCUAAAUGCCAUAAAUGUAAACUAAGAAAGGAUUGUUUUUUUUAUUUAUUCCUGAUCGUGUUUAAAUGAUGUCCACGUGGACAUGCCACCACUGCCCAAAGAACACAGUACCUGGUUCAGUGUACAGGACAUGUAACGCUACACAGAACAGACUCCUUCAGUGUUAAGUCAAUGGUAUGGGUCUAAAAGCACUUCUCUAUUUAUACUAGUUUGAUGCAAAAUACUUUGAAUAGCCACCAGAUGGCGACUUUGAUAGCCUCUUGUGUGUACUAACGCUGGCGUUUCUUUAACACAUGCUGUAUAUUAACUGGUAUGUUUGUUUGUUUGUUUUUUUACUUUGUGCAUGCACUUGUAUCUGCACUCUAUAUAUUAUAUAAUGUAUUAUUUUUUUUUUUAACUGUUAUCAAGUGAUGUGCUGAAAUGCUUCUCUCUUAUUUUGUAUGAUCUUUGUUGUUGACUGACUGAAGGGCUGUACCGAUAUCUGCAGUGCGGAGUCGCUGAACUCUUCUGUUUUCACAAUGAUGCCAUUUGUUGCAUAGUAGAAAUAAACUGUGAAGACAUGUGGUGUGCCCGCUCUGGGGCAAGGGGUAGCCGGGGGAGCGCCGCUAUCCAGGGACAGUGCCGUCGUAUGGACUUUUCUAUGUCACGGAUUCAUUUGACAGAUUUUUCUUGAUGUUUGAGAGUCUUCUGGCUCUGUCUUGGACUAGAGCUUCUUUUGCCACCCUGGAGUCUUCGGGGUCAUCAGGUUUGUUGGGUUACAUCUGGAAUGUGUAGUCUAAGGACUGGACUCCUCCCAUCCAAUAGCAAUAACCACUACCUGAAUGAGCUUACAGGGAGAGAACGGAGUACUCGUAUGGGCCACUAGGUGGCACUACAUAAGCCCAACAGGCUUUUUGCGUCUCAUUUUUUUUAUUUUCAGGAAGAGAAGAACGUGGAACUAUUGAGCAGUGUAAAGCUUAUCAAGCUGAAGUGUAACACAUGACAUGAGAUGUGCUGGCUGAGUGCUUCAGUAAACCUGAAUUACAGUAUUUUUAUGUGUUAAAUCUGAUUUAUGUGUGCUAGAGUGAAUGAGAACACAUGAACCCCUUUUGUAUUUAUAAUGUGCAUAGAAAGCAAACAAAUAAACAAUCCCAA
Messenger RNA from Electrophorus electricus (electric eel), 2351 nucleotides. It is a transcript of the gene jdp2b, whose product is annotated as Jun dimerization protein 2b. The record is from RefSeq and is a predicted model, not a curated record. Gene Ontology annotation, cellular component: nucleus. Gene Ontology annotation, biological process: regulation of transcription by RNA polymerase II. Gene Ontology annotation, molecular function: DNA-binding transcription factor activity, RNA polymerase II-specific; RNA polymerase II cis-regulatory region sequence-specific DNA binding. NCBI's taxonomy places the organism in Eukaryota, Metazoa, Chordata, Actinopteri, Gymnotiformes, Gymnotidae.